GAGCCGCUGAUAACGCAGCUGAUCGGGCGAACUUGGGUGUUGGCUUUAACGUUUCGAUUCGACCAGAGGAAUCCGGGGGCAGAGCAUGGCUAACGAUUGCACCAAGUCCCAGCAGUUUACCAGGAUCACCAGUGACAUGGUCUUCACGCCGCAGUCGUCAUCAAAGGAUGGGGAAACAAAGGUUGAGGCGAUCCCCAGCGAUCCCAAGUGGCGCUCCCCCCAGCUGAUGAUUGUCUUCGAGGACGGUGAUCUGCACUCGGCCCGCCAGCAGUUGCUUAAAUCCCUGCAAAAUCCAUUUGCCGAGGGAACCGUGGCCACCUUGCUGCUCCAGGAGAGCAUAGCCGAUCAGUUCGUGGGUCUGGUGGCCCAAGAUCUGCGAUCGUUGCCGCAGGAGGUGUCCAAGAAUCCCAGUUACAUCAACACGCUGGCCAAGAUCGAGCAGCUGAAGGCCAAGGUGGUCAAGGGAGAAAGCCUCAAGGCUGGGGAAUCGCCCAUCUUGGUCUACGACUGUGUGCACAGCUACCUGGGAACUGGAGCCACAGGAGUGGUCACACUGCAUACUUUCCGGACGGCCAAGGAAGCCGGCGAGUUGGCCAAAAGGGAUCCCCUGCCUUAUGGCCAGGUUAGCCUGUGGAACGAAAAACUGGCCUGCGCCUACGAACUGAUACCACGCCUGCCAUCCGAUGUUGUAGCCAUCAACUGCUUCAGUCCGAACUUAAGCCCUAUUAAGGAUGCCUUCGAGGGCAAUCGCAACGAUGUCCUCCUGGAAAAGAACUACCACUACGAAUCCCUGGUGGUAAGCGGCAAACGAAGGAUCAUCGUAUUUCCCGUGGGCACCAUCUUCGCGAACUAAUUGUGAAGGAGGUCUUAAAUUCGGUGAUCAGGAACCAGUCACAUAGCCAGGUGCUCUUUCACCAAUACUUUAAAAUACCUCUCAUAAGCAUUUUACCUGUAUCUAAAGGCUUUUAACACAGUUCAAUUGGAAUAUUAUGCAUGGUACCUCUACUUUUCGAAUUAUACCGAACAAAUUUCGAUGUAUUUAUAUGGAAACUAUAAAAGUGUAAAGCUGACUAAAAGCCGAAUUGUAUAAAUUAUUAAGCAUAUUGUUUCUAAAACAAAAUAUUAUUUUAUUUGGCUCCUAAAACAUAUGGUAUCCUACAUAUUAUUCCAACUGAGCUGUAGAAGGGUCUAUAGCCAGAACUGUUUUUUAUACUCUGCCAAUAAUUGUCCACUGAAAAACC
Messenger RNA from Drosophila subpulchrella, 1241 nucleotides. RefSeq lists its product as uncharacterized. Lineage: Eukaryota; Metazoa; Arthropoda; Insecta; Diptera; Drosophilidae. The record is from RefSeq and is a predicted model, not a curated record. Gene Ontology annotation, molecular function: oxidoreductase activity, acting on the aldehyde or oxo group of donors, NAD or NADP as acceptor. The transcript has 2 exons. The coding region runs from base 86 to 853 and encodes 255 amino acids.